AUGUACGCCAAAGGUAAAGGAGCCGUGGUCCCUUCCGACAGCCAAGCACGAGAAAAGUUAGCUUUAUACGUGUAUGAGUAUUUGCUGCAUGUCGGCGCACAGAAAUCAGCACAGACCUUCCUCUCGGAGAUCCGAUGGGAGAAGAACAUCACACUCGGGGAACCUCCGGGAUUUUUACACUCGUGGUGGUGCGUAUUCUGGGAUCUGUACUGCGCCGCCCCGGACCGGAGGGAGACAUGCGAACAUUCCAGCGAGGCCAAGGCCUUCCACGAUUAUAGCGCGGCCGCCGCCCCCAGUCCAGUGAUGGGCAACAUGCCGCCCAACGACGGCAUGCCAGGGGGACCCAUGCCCCCGGGAUUCUUUCAAGGUCCCCCAGGAUCUCAGCCCUCCCCUCAUACGCAGCCUCCUCCACACAACCCCAGCAAUCCCAUGAUGGGCCCUCACGGACAGCCCUUCAUGUCGCCGCGGUACCCCGGUGGUCCAAGACCCGCACUCCGCAUGCCAAACCAGCCACCCGGGAGCAUCCCCGGAUCACAACCUCUCCUGCCAAACAGCCUGGACCCAACCAGACCUCAAGGACAUCCAAACAUGGGUGGUCCAAUGAGAAUGAAUCCCCCACGAGGAAUGGGAGGCAUGGGCCCACAGAAUUAUGGUGGAGGGAUGAGACCUCCUCCAAACUCAAUGGGGCCAGGGAUGCCCGGCAUGAACAUGGGUCCUGGCGGAAGAGGUCCAUGGCCUAACCCCAACAACAACUCGAUAGCUUAUUCGUCUUCAUCUCCGGGCAACUACGUGGGGCCCCCAGGGGGAGGAGGCCCACCAGGAACUCCCAUCAUGCCAAGUCCUGGAGAUUCAACAAACUCGAGUGAAAACAUCUACACAAUGAUGAACCCCAUCGGCCCUGGUGGAAACAGACCUAACUUCCCGAUGGGACCGGGGCCCGAUGGGCCCAUGGGUGGAAUGGGCGCCAUGGAACAGCAUCAUAUGAACGGCUCGCUAGGCUCUGGUGACAUGGACGGGUUGCCAAAGAAUUCUCCCAACAACAUGGCAGGCAUGAACAAUCCCCCUGGCACUCCGCGGGACGACGGCGAGAUGGCAGGCAACUUUUUAAACCCAUUCCAAAGUGAAAGUUAUUCACCCAACAUGACGAUGAGUGUGUGA
Molecule: messenger RNA, 1158 nt
Organism: Nerophis lumbriciformis (worm pipefish)
Lineage: Eukaryota; Metazoa; Chordata; Actinopteri; Syngnathiformes; Syngnathidae
Source: RefSeq, a predicted model, not a curated record